AUGAGCUAUAGGAAGAAUAUUACCAUUACCUACACGAAUUUGAUCAGUGCUAUCAUAUUCGUGACUGAGGUUAAGAUUGCCAAGAUUUGCAGUGAGAUGAUUUGUAGCCCCGCUAUCAGGAACCCAACCUUGAGGUAUCGGAAGCGAAGGCAAAAGAGGCGGCAUAUGGUUUGGCAGGGCUAUCGUAUUAAGCUUGAUGGUGUUAAGCCUGUCUCUACUCCUUUAGCUACAUCGACUAAACUUUCACAAGAAGGUAUUCCUUUUAAACCUCCUAUCUUAUGGUGCGACAACUUUGGGGCUACUUACUUGACCGUGAAUCCAGUAUUCCAUGCUCGUACAAAACAUAUAGAGAUCGACUACCACUUUGUACGUGAACGAGUGGCUCGUCGUCAACUUCUUGUUCGCUUUAUCUCAACUAAGGAUCAACUUGCUGAUAUAUUUACUAAAGGUCUUGGUAAUCCAUGGUUUUCUGUCAUUCGAAACAAGGUAUUCGUCGUUGAUCAGCAGCCGUUCAACUUGACGGAGGGUGUGAAUACAAGACAUGUAUUGAGUCGAAGUAGUUAA
Messenger RNA from Papaver somniferum (opium poppy), 564 nucleotides. RefSeq lists its product as uncharacterized. Lineage: Eukaryota; Viridiplantae; Streptophyta; Magnoliopsida; Ranunculales; Papaveraceae. The transcript has 3 exons. The record is from RefSeq and is a predicted model, not a curated record. Bases 1 to 564 code for a protein of 187 amino acids.